CCGGAACAUCACAAAAUGUGAAUGCACCAUUGAGCUGCCCAAAUAUUUAACCUUUGAACCUCAUCUCUUUUAUUUUAACCGCUUUUCCUUCCCCGAUGUCGCUCGAACGCAAGCUACCGUUCGGUUCUUAAUAGGUGUUUCUCAGCCCUGCCAUUACAGCGGCUAUCGAGCAAGGAUCCAUCACCGUUUCAUCUUCGUAAGUAAUUACCAUGUCUUCUAUACUCUAUCUUCUGGAGUACCAAUUUCGAUUGAGAUUUUUUUCCUUCUUUUCGAUUUGAUUUAGGUAUUUAGAUUAUACUUUCAAUUUCAGUAUCUAUCCGAACUCAAUUUGAACUCAAUUUGAGUUCGGCAUUCUCUAUGGCGAUCAAAUCCAGGCCUCCACUAUUUUUUAAUCAAUUUUCAAUAAAGGACCUUUAAACUCUUUUCACCACUAACUUUCAUCUUCAAUUUCAUUUUGCAGGGUAUCGUAAGUUCAUUUGUGAAUUUUUCCCUUACUUUGAUUUCAAAGCUUUGGUUUAUUUUGAUUGUUUUAGUGCUUAGUAUGAGUGAAAUAGGGAUUCAUUUAAUCUAAUUUGCAACUUCGUUUUUCCAUUUGAGUUUAACUUCACAUGAAUGAUUUCCUAUUUUCCUUUCAUGUCUGGUUGAAAUUUUGUAUUGGUUCAUUUUAUUAGGAAUUGCUGCAGUAUUUAUGUUUUGUAAAUUGUUAUCUUACUUUUAUCUUCAACACUAUUUUGAAUUAGCUAGGUAGCAAUUUGAUAUGUGCAAGAUAUAAGCAACACAAAGUCAAUUAGUGCAGCCAAUAGUUUUUACUAACUAUGAAUAUUUUUUUUGCUGCACUAAAUACUUCCACACUCAACAGACUAUUAUAUUUUAUUAAGAGAUUACCAUCAGUGAUAUAAAACAGCAACAAUAUGCUCUAAAAAUAGUAGCUUAAAAGGAUUAACUAGUUUCGUAUUUUCACUUUUGAUAGUACGUUAGUGGAAGGAGUUAUUGAAGUGAAUUAUCAUGAUAAUGUUGACCUGGUAGUAUAUUAUUGUAUGAUAAAGUGAUUAAAGAUUAGUAAAAGGGAGUAACUAACUGAAUAUGUUAUUUAGAUCUAACUAAUUCAUUGGCUUGUUUAUCCUUUCAAGUUAGUAUGUAGCUGGAUUUUGUUUUUUUACACGUCUUUUUGAAUUCUGGUUUUGCUCAAUCUGGCUACGAAUAUGGAAGCAUAUAUAUUUAUAGUUUAUAAUCAAACUACUAAUUCAGGAUAUUGAUAAUCUAUCACAAUUGCUACUCUACUUUUUACCCAAUUAACAAUUUAAAUGUUUCUCAAGUUAAACCUUCCAACCGUUUGACCAUCUGAACUUCAAAGUCAAUUCAUGUUUGAUAUUUUUGUUAACAAUUGGCAAUGAUAAAGAUUUAAGAAAAAAUAUAACUAAUAUUAAUCUUGUUGUUCUAAUGCUACUUCAACCUGGUGUAAAGCAAUCGUCAUUUUUUGUGAUUCGAUUUAGAUUUUAGGAUUCAACUCUCUAUCUGAGUCUGAUCGAUUAAGAUUUUGAUUAAAUUUUAUUGAAGGGUCAUAAAAUCUCUUCCAUAACACCUUCAUUUUUGCAAGGGCACAUCAGAAGACUUGUCAACUUUUUUCCAGGAGUUGAUUGAAGAGCUUGUUUAUUGCCUCAAUCAGGUUGGUAUGUUGACAAUUUUAGUUAUUUAGACCAUCAAAUAAAAACUUUGUUAUACCAUUAAAUAAACUACUUAGAGUGUAACUAACAACUCAUGUACUUAAAAACAAAAUAAGUGGUUUAAUGACUAAGUGACCUCUUUUGUGAUUGUUUGUAAUUAAUGAGUAUUAGAUUUGGUUUAGUUUCAUUUUCAUAUUAGAGAAAUUGCUUCCACCAAGCAUCAUGCAAGAGAUGAUGGAUAAAGAUUGGGUGUGACUCCAUGGGUAAGAAUAUUAUCUUAGUUAAUUAGUCCACUAGUACUAAAAAUGUAGUUGUAUAACUAUAUAGAAUGUGCUUGUUCUUGCUAUUCUGAAAAUCAUAGAUCCACCCUCGAUUACCAGCAAAAAAGCAUUAAAGUUUGUGCAUACGGCUGAAAGAAAUCUGGGAUUUCCUACAAAGAUGUUCUGCCCUUGCAAAAGAGUGUCGUAAUAUGAGCCGUCAAGAUGGGAGUACCAUAUUUGAACACUUGGUUACUAAGGGGAUGGACCUUUCAUACCGAAUGAAGUCAUGUUGGACUAAACAUGGAGAAAAAAAGAAACUAAUGAGAAGCUUGAUUCUGAAACAGUUAGUGACGAGACUUAUAAUUUAUUCCAAGUUGCCUACUUUACGGAUGAAGGACUUUCCCAGGCAAUACCUAUCGAUGAACCUACAAGUCGUAAUAGUGAUAAUGAAUUAAUGAAGAAGCUCGAAGAAGCACAAACUCCUUUGUAUCCAGGAUGUGAAACAUACACAAAGUUGUUAGCUAUUAUAGAUCUUUAUGGUCUUAAGGGCCGGAGUGGAAUAUCGAGUAAAUCUUUUAAUGAGCUAUUAAGUAUACUUCAGCGCAUGUUGCCGAAGGAAAAUGUUUUGCCAGAUUCAGUUGCAUCAAUCAAGCGCUUCUUCAAGAGAUUUAACAUGGGGUAUGAAAAGAUUCAUGCUUGUGUGAAUGAUUGUUGUCUCUUUAGAAAGGAGUAUGCAGAUUUGGAUAAUUGUCUGAAAUGCGGCGCAUCACGAUGGAAGAUAAAUAAGCGUACAAACCAAAUACGCAAAGGUGUUCCAGUUAAAGUUUUGAGAUACUUUCCUGUUAUUCCCAGAUUCAAAAGGAUGUUUAGGUCCUUUCAAAUGGCUCAAGAUUUAAGAUGGCACUUUACUAAUAAAAGCACUGAUGGGAAGAUGCGUCAUCCUGCCGAUUCUUUAGCUUGGGAUGUAGUUAACAGUAAAUGGCCCUCAUUUGCAGUUGAUCCACGCAAUCUCAGGCUUGGACUUUCUACUGAUGGUUUCAACCCAUUCUCCAUCUUAAGUUCUAAAUAUAGUUGUUGGCCAGUAAUGCUUGUAAAUUACAAUCUGUCUCCUACGACGUGCAUGAAAAAGGAGAAUAUUAUGCUGACCUUAUUGAUUCCGGGUCCAAAGUAACCUGGAAACGAUAUAGAUAUCUAUUUGCAACCACUAGUUGAAGAUUUGCAAUUGUUGUGGCAGAAUGGUGUUGAGGCAUAUGAUGCAUUUACCGACUCAACUUUUAACUUGAAAGCAAUGUUGUUGUGGACUAUAAAUGACUUCCCAGCAUAUGGGAAUCUUGCUGGUUGUUCUACAAAAGGUAAAAAAGCAUGCCCUAUAUGUGGGAAAAAUACACAUAACAGAUGGUUACGCUUUAGCAUGAAAUUUGCAUACAUGGGUCACAGAAAGUUCCUAAAGCCUUCACAUCCAUACCGGAAAAAGAAAGCAUGGUUUGAUAUUAGUGUGGAAAAUGGCAGCAAGCCCCGAGUUCUUACUGGUCACAAUAUUUCAGAGGUAUUAAAAGAUUUUCCCAAUAGCUUUGGAAAAGGUGGAGAGAAAAAAAGAAAGAGAAAGAGUAAUGAAUUUGAUGGUGAUGAUGUGUUUGAAGAUGAGACAAGUAACAUCGAUAAUCAGAAUGAGCUUAGCAGGUGGAAGAAAAGAUCAAUCUUCUUCUCUUUGCCAUAUUGGGAGGAACUUCUGCUACGUCAUAACUUAGACGUAAUGUAUAUAGAGAAAAACAUUUGUGAGAGCCUUAUAAGAACUCUAUUGCACAAUGCAAAAUCAAAAGAUGGCAUUAAUGCUCGUAAGGACUUGGAAGAUAUUGGGAUUAGAAAUGAUUUACAUCCAGAACAGCGUGGAACCAGAAUGUACCUCCCACCAGCACCACCUACAUUUUCAAAGUCUGAAAAGAAGAAAUUUUGCAAGAGGAUAUAUGAUUUCAAAGGUCCUGAUGGUUACUGCUCAAACAUUGGAAAUUGCAUAGCACUGGAAGAGUGUAAAAUUAUGGGUCUUAAAUCACAUGAUUACCAUGUUCUAAUGCAGCAGUUAUUGGCGGUUUCUAUAAGAGGGUUGUUACCAAAAGGAUGUCAGAAAGCGAUAAUUCGCUUAUCAAGAUUCGUCAAUACAUUAUGUCAACGUACAAUUGAUAGUGAAAAGCUGUUGGGCAUUGAAUAUGAGAUCAGUGAAAUUUUGUGUCAACUUGAACGUUUUUUCCCACCAUCAUUUUUUGAUAUAAUGAUACAUUUACCAAUUCAUCUGGCAAGAGAGGCACGCUUGUGUGGGCCUGUCCAUUUUCGUUGGAUGUAUCCUUUAGAGAGGUACAUGAAGGCACUGAAAAAAUGUGUGAGGAAUACUGCAAGACCUGAGGGGUGUAUUGCAGAAUCUUAUCUGACCGAAGAGUGCAUUGCCUUUUGUCGUGAGUUUCUGGAAGAAUAUUUACAUGUCGAGGAAAAUGAAGUUCAUAAUGUAGAAUUUGAAAAUGAUACCAUUCUCGAAGGACGUCAUAUAUCCAAAACCACUGCAAUCAUAUUUAGCGAUAAAGAGAAAAAUAUUGCACAUCGUUCAGUGAUACUAAACACAUCAAUAUUGGAUCCAUUUGUUCAACAAGUAAAUUUCUAUUCAUGUACAUAUUUAGUAUGUUUGUAUAUUUGGUAUUUUUUUUUUAAAAAUUAUUGGUUUCUUUUAUAUUAGUAUGCACUUAGAGGAGCUGCAAUCAAAAGACAAACGACUUGAGAAAAAUUAGACCAUAUUGUAGAAUCAACAUAAUGAAAAAAUUACAGAUUGGAUAAAAGAUAAGGUAAUAUUGAAACUAAUCAUAUUGGUUAUAUUCUUCUACGGAUUGUAUUAGUUAAAUAGAUAUUGGGCAUCUUACCAAAGAUCUGGGAAUCUCACAGAGAUCAGAGAAGAAGUCAAUGUUGAGUUGAAAAGGUUGAAAGAACUGGAUGACCAAGCUAUGGCUACAGUUGCAAGGGAGAAUGUGUAAAAGAACAUAUUUGUAAACUAUCAGUCAAUAAAAACACAUCUCUGCCUUUCUUAUUGUAAGGCAAUUACUCCCUAUUUGUCUCUUGCUGUUUACUUUAAUGCUUUCUUGUUUGAUCUGAUUUACUCUGUUUUUUUCUUGAUUGUAUCUCACACUUACUAUUUUCCUAUGCCAAG
Cuscuta europaea is the source of this 5111-nucleotide messenger RNA. Lineage: Eukaryota; Viridiplantae; Streptophyta; Magnoliopsida; Solanales; Convolvulaceae. The record is from the annotation of a GenBank genome assembly.